GAGCUUGGUAAAAAGAUGAACCAGAGCAAAGUCAUGAGGGUGUUUUUGGAUGACUUACUCUUGCUAAUGUUUUUCUCUUACUUUUCCUCUGCUGUGUCCUCUCUUUAUUCCUCCUCUUGUCAGUUACAGAAACAGUUUUAUCUAAAUCGUAUGCACAAAACUGGAGAUGUAAUUCUAGGAGGACUUUUUGUAAUCAACUUUUUUUCUACUGAUCCUGACCUGACUUUUACCUCAGAGCCACAACUGCCUACCUGCUAUGGUUUUAAUGUUGUAGGAUUCAGACAGGCUCAGUCCAUGGCCUUUGCUAUCGAUGAGAUCAACAGAAAGUCCAACUUGCUGCCUAAUGUGACUCUGGGAUACAGUCUGUAUGAUAACUGCCUCCAACUACGAAUUGGAUUUCGUGCAGCACUGACGUUAGUCAGUGGUCAAGAAGAGCAAGUUACAUUAGAGGAGAACUGUGUAGGAACUCCUCCAGUCCUAGGGAUUGUGGGAGAUACUACCUCUUCAAAUUCUAUAGCCAUUUCUACGGCCCUAGGUUUGUACAAAGUGCCUAUGGUGAGUUAUUAUGCCACAUGUUCCUGCCUGAGUGACAGACAAAAGUUUCCAUCUUUCUUUAGAACAAUCCCAAGUGAUGCUUUUCAGGUGAAUGCUAUGAUUCAGAUUCUAAAACACUUUAGUUGGACUUGGGCAGGUCUGCUCUUCAGUGAUGAUGAUUAUGGAGUCCACGGUGCCCGAUCCUUUCACUCUGAUAUGGGUCCAGCUCGUGGAGGUUGUCUGGCUUACACAGAGAUUUUGCCCUGGGGUGAUGACCCUGCUGAACUAAGGAGAAUAGUGGAUGUGAUGAGGAAAUCUACAGCCCGAGUGGUGAUUGUGUUUGCACAUGAGAGUCACAUGAUUAACCUCAUGAAAGAGGUGGUGAGGCAGAAUGUGACAGGCCUGCAGUGGAUUGCCAGUGAAUCCUGGACAACAGCUGAUGUGCUCCAGACUCCUCACUUCAUGCCGUACCUGAGUGGAACACUGGGCAUCUCUAUCCGUCGAGGAGAAAUACCAGGGUUCAGGGACUUCCUGUUACAAAUACGUCCUGAACUACAUCACACCAAAAUGGAUGGAAACAGCAUGGUGAAUGAGUUUUGGGAACACACAUUUCAGUGUAGAUUUGCACCACCUCCAGCAGGUUGGGUGGAAACUGGAGGAGAAUUAUGCACUGGACAGGAAGUUAUAGAGAAUGUGGAGACUGAGUUCUUUGAUGUUUCAGACCUCAGACCAGAGUAUAACGUGUAUAAGGCUGUGUACGCUCUGGCGUAUGCUCUUGAUGACAUGCUGCAGUGUGAGGCAGGGAGAGGCCCUUUCAGCAACAACACCUGUGCUCAUUUAGAAAGACUGGAGCCAUGGCAGCUUGUGUAUUACUUGGAAAAAGUCAACUUCACCACAACAUUUGGUGAUCAAGUGUUAUUUGACGAGAAUGGUGAUGCCUUACCAAUAUAUGAUAUCAUAAAUUGGGUGUGGCUCCCUGAUGGAAGAACUAAAGUUCAGAGAGUGGGUGAGUUUCAGAGGUCAGCCUUCAAAGGUGAAGAACUCACACUGGAUGAAGACAAAAUCUUCUGGAACUUUGAAUCCAAACAGCCUCCUCGGUCAGUGUGCAGUGAGAGUUGUCCUCCAGGUACCCGCAUGGCCAGAAAGAAGGGGGAACCUGAUUGUUGUUUUGACUGUGUCCCUUGUUCUGAGGGAAAGAUCAGCAAUACAACUGACUCCAUGGAGUGCACCAGCUGUCCAGAAGAUUUCUGGUCCAGCCCCCGGCGUGACCACUGUGUUCCUAAGAAAGCAGAGUUCCUCUCCUACCAUGAGCCUCUGGGUAUCUGCUUGACAACCACCUCACUGUUGGGCACAUUUAUCUGUGUCGUUGUUCUGGGCAUCUUCAUCCAUCAUCAGAGCACACCUAUUGUUCGUGCCAACAAUUCAGAACUCAGUUUUCUUCUCUUGGUGUCACUUAAAUUGUGUUUCCUCUGCUCGUUGCUCUUCAUUGGACGACCCAGAUUAUGGACUUGUCAACUAAGACAUGCAGCAUUUGGCAUCAGCUUUGUGCUUUGUGUCUCAUGUAUCCUGGUGAAAACCAUGGUGGUUCUUGCUGUGUUUAGGGCCUCCAAACCAGGAGGUGAGUCCAGUCUCAAGUGGUUUGGUGCUGUGCAGCAGAGAGGCACAGUUCUGGUUCUGACUGCUGUUCAAGCAGCAAUCUGCACUGUCUGGCUUGUCUCUGCUUCACCAAUGCCUCAUAAAAACACCCAGUAUCACAGUGACAAGAUAGUUUAUGAGUGUGCAGUUGGCUCCAUAGUUGGUUUUGCAGUUUUACUUGGUUAUAUUGGUUUACUGGCCAUCCUCAGUUUCUUGUUAGCUUUUCUAGCAAAAAAUCUUCCAGACAGUUUCAAUGAGGCCAAACAUAUCACUUUCAGCAUGCUGAUUUUCUGUGCAGUGUGGGUGGCCUUUGUCCCUGCUUACAUCAGCUCACCAGGCAAAUAUGCAGAUGCAGUGGAGGUAUUUGCCAUCCUGGCCUCCAGUUUUGGUCUCUUGGUGGCACUGUUUGGACCCAAAUGUUACAUCAUCCUGUUCAGACCAGAGAGAAACACAAAGAAAGCUAUCAUGGGUCGAGGUACCACAAAGUAACAUUGUUAUCACUUCUGUCUCUCUGUCUAUCUUUUGUAUUUUAUAAUUCAUUUCAGAUCAUCAAUAAUUUAAAUACUUAAAUUCAUCUUUUUUUAUUAUUAUUUGUACUUAACCCACUUUUUGUUGGUCCACAGUUUGAAAUUUGGUGUUUAACUUUAGGCUCAGUGCUUACCUACACAGGGUCAAUCAUAACAUUUCAACUAACACAUUAUAUGUAUAUAUAUAUAUAUAUAUAUACAUAUAUAUAUAUAAAAAAAUAUGUGUGUGUGUAUGUACAGUAUGUAUAUUUAUUAAAAUCUCUUCAAUGAGUGUCUCAAGUGUGUAUUGCUUGAUCAUAUUUCUCCCACAGUAAAUUAGUAAAAAUCAACCUACAUGUCAAAACAACAAUGGCAAUAUUUGUUUACCCUUUAAACUGUUUCUCUCGUACACAUGGUCACUCUCGUGAGUUGGAUGCGUUCACUUAGCUGCACUCAGUUUGAAAAAUCAUGUAGUUCCCUCCAUCCUUCUGCUUUUGUGCUCUGGUUGUGGUCACAGCCUAAACGGUUGUGUUGUGUGGUCGGCCCCUAUGUUUGCGGCAUCCAUCUCAUUGGCCAACUCAUUGGCAUUGCACAGUGUCGGCUGAUCAAUGGUCUGGUAGUGGCUAGGUGGCUCAGCUGGAGGCUCUCCUGGGUGCAGUCUUUUAUCCAAAAAAAUGUGGUUGCACCUUGUGGAUAAGAUUGGGACGAGCUCCGGUGAUAGCACAGUUUACUGGCCAUCACACCCUGGAUGUAGCUGUUGUUUUGGCUCUGUUCUUUUUCCUGGUGCUUGCUGAGUUUCUGUCGAUUGCCAAGUUUUUUUUUAUGUUGUGGUAUUUAUUUGGGUUAGUUGUGGUUGGUAUCAUUAUGGCAUUUAGAUAUUAUCUGGUUAAAAUAGCCUUUUUUCCUGUGAAUAUUUUUUUAUUAUUUUGUUUGAAUGUUAGUUUUCAUUUAUUUAAUUUGAAGAUUAUUUUAUUAAUUCAUUCCAAUAUUACUGUGUGUUAAUAUUGUUUGGUGUCUCUUGGCAUGGCUGGUGAUCUCUUUCUCUCUGUAGGUGCCAUUGGCCUAAGCAGCAGCCUGCUUUCAUCCACAAUCCUGUUUUGGGUUGGUGUGCAGUGUCACGGGUGGUUUAGUUUGAGGACCUUUUCUCUUUUAUUCCCCUGUUGCCGUGGUAAGCCCCAGUUCCGUCCUCCAUUUCCUCUUAAGUGUAUAACUUGAUAUUAAUAUUUUUGUCUUUCAGACAAUUUGAUAAGUACUUGAAUAUUGUUAAUAAAAAAAAC
Molecule: messenger RNA, 3952 nt
Organism: Solea senegalensis (Senegalese sole)
Lineage: Eukaryota; Metazoa; Chordata; Actinopteri; Pleuronectiformes; Soleidae
Product: extracellular calcium-sensing receptor-like
Exons: 9
Coding region: 16-2658 (880 amino acids)
Biological process (GO): G protein-coupled receptor signaling pathway
Cellular component (GO): membrane
Molecular function (GO): G protein-coupled receptor activity
Source: RefSeq, a predicted model, not a curated record